AUGUGUAGAGGCAGAGAAGAUGGAAAGCAAGGCCGUUUGGCCAAGUCCGAGGUACUCAAGGAGGCUGUUUCAGACGAUGGUGGUGGUGGGCUGGUGUCCUGUGAGCUCUGCAGCUCCAGGGCACUGCUGUAUUGUCAAGCAGAUGAUGCAUUUUUAUGCCAAAAAUGUGAUAGGUGGGUUCAUGGAGCUAACUUUUUGGCGUUCAGGCACAUUCGAUGCUUGCUCUGCAGUACAUGUCAAAAUCUUACACAGCGAUACCUCAUAGGAUCUUCACAUGAGGUGGCGCUGCCAACCAUGAUUAGCUGGACAGAGCGAAGCUGGUGUAACUCAAGCGAUGAGUCCAAGUGCCCAAGAACACUGAAGAUGCCUUUUCUGUUUCUUUGA
Vitis vinifera (wine grape) is the source of this 384-nucleotide messenger RNA. RefSeq names its product B-box domain protein 30. Lineage: Eukaryota; Viridiplantae; Streptophyta; Magnoliopsida; Vitales; Vitaceae. The record is from RefSeq and is a predicted model, not a curated record. Gene Ontology annotation, molecular function: zinc ion binding. The transcript has a single exon. Bases 1 to 384 code for a protein of 127 amino acids.